Mesorhabditis belari is the source of this 1380-nucleotide messenger RNA. Lineage: Eukaryota; Metazoa; Nematoda; Chromadorea; Rhabditida; Rhabditidae. The record is from the annotation of a GenBank genome assembly.
AUGAAAGACGACAACUUUACCAUCUUGGCUUCGGCUCUUCUCGGUGCACUUCAAAUGGCAAUUUUUUUCGGCUUUGAUAUCAUGACUUUCACUGUUGGAUCUGUAAUGCAUUCUGUUCAAUCAAGAUGUCCCGAUUGUCUCAUCGAUUUUGCUGGAUAUUAUGGUCAAUGUAUCCUUUAUAUUGUCUACACUUUUUCGAACCUUAUCGCACCGGUGAUUCUGGAAAGAACAAGUAUUAAGACAACUCUUGUUUUGGGAUCAGCCUCGUUUGCGAUAUUUUGCGGGAGUUUCUUUCUCGUUCGAACAUGGAUUUACUUCGCUGCUUGUGUAAUUGCCGGAUUUGGAUUUUCUUUAUACUAUGUGGGUGCAGGAGCGUAUUCAGCAAAGCAUUCAACACAAGCAAAUUUCUCGCGAAAUGCGGCCAUCACUUGGAUGUGUGCCGGAUCAACAAUGAUCCCAAAUGCUCUCUUCAUGAUUAUUUCAGCCGAAUUCUCAAAAUCUCAAGUUGAAUCUGGGAAUGUGACACAAACCACACAAUCAAACGAAUACAGAGACUAUUCUGAUUUCGAAAUCCGAAUGUUAACAACUGGGACAAUUGUGACGGGAAUUGGAAGUGUUCUGUUAGCAUAUUUUCUACCAAAUAGAGUCAUUCCUGAUUCGAUUUAUUCAAAAAGAAAAGCUGCUGAGAAAACACUCAAAGGACAAUUGAAAACGAUCUGGUGGGCUUUAUGUCAAAAAGGAAUGGUGAAACUGAUUCCACUUCACGUUUUCACUGGUCUUUUCGCUGCUUAUUGGCUCUCGAUCUACACAACAACUAUUGCUUUCACUGCUUCAUUCUCUGAAUAUUCCAAUCUCAUUGCUUACAGUUGCAUGGCAUUCGCGAUUGGCGAAAUUCUACUCGGCUUUUGCAUCAGUUUCGCGAAUCGUCAUGUAAAAGACUUUGGUUUAUGGCCAGUCCUAUUCAUUACUUGUUCCUCUUUUAUGAUAUUGGCUAUAUUAUUGGUAUUGUUUGUCCCUCCAGAGUCUCCAAUGCAUCCCACCAAUGAGAAUUCCUUCUUUGAACCAAGUGUUGUGAUGGCUGUUGUAAUGGGUGGAUUGAAUGGAGUGGUUGAUGGGUCGAUGAAUAAUUGUCGGAUGGUUGCUUCAGCUAAAGCUCUGCCGUCGCACCCGGCCGUAGCCUUUUCGUUGGCAAAAUUCUAUCAGGCAGCCGCAUCAGCUGUAUUCUACUAUGUGAGCAGUCUAUUCACCAUUUAUCAACUCGUCAUCUUGUUGGCAACACCCUUAUUGAUAGGUCUUUUCACGUUUUCUUCUCUCAUGAAAGACAUUCAAGAGGAAGAAAAAGGGAAAUUAUCCGAGAAGCAGAUACCGAAAAUUGAUGCU